GUUUGACAGGAACAACAAAGCACACAGUCACACUGACACCGUUGAUUCAUAAAAAAACUAGAGUUCAAAAAAAAUCAAAUCAAAUCAGAAUGUUAGCAAUCAAGAGCAACUGUUGUUCUUGGUUUAUUAUUUUUGUUUUUCGAUUAUUAAUAUUCAAACAAUUCAAGAGCAAUCUUGAAUCUUUUCAAAUCCUUAUAGAUUUUAUUUUUAUUUUUAUCAAGAUAGAUUCAAAAUUUGUUCAAGAUAGAAUCCUUAUGCCUUCUCAUUACUUGACUCUCACGGCUUUUUGGUUCAAGAGAGAGAGGUAUAAAGAUAGAGUCCAAAUUGAUUCUUUGGCGAAAUCCUAAUUUCUUUUUCUUCUUCUUCUUCCUCUCUAGCGGGUUCUGCGAUUUUUAGGGUUUGUGAAGCAAAGAGAAAAGUUUCGAUCUUUGAUUGGUUUUCGUCGAUGGAGGGCGAGGCCGGUUCGGAGGGAGACAAUAAGCGGAAAAGGGGUGGCGCAGAUGAUAACAGCAACGACAAUAAUGGAAGCAAUAGCAAGAUUGCGAAUUCCAAUGAGGGGCAGAGCAAGCCCAAGCGCCAGAUGAAGACCCCCUUUCAGCUUCAAAAUCUCGAGAAAGCUUAUGCUUUGGAUACUUAUCCUUCGGAGGCGAUGAGAUUAGAGUUGUCGGAAAAGUUGGGGUUGUCGGAUCGGCAACUGCAGAUGUGGUUCUGUCAUAGGAGGUUGAAGGACAAGAAGGACUUGCCUUCCAAGAAACGGCCGCGGAAGGUGGCAGCAGAGCCUUUGCCAGAUUCCCCCACAGAUGACAUGAGGUUGGACCCUGAACUUGGCAAUGAGUAUGGAUCCGGGUCGGGUUCGGGGUCCAGCCCGCUUACCCGUUCUGAGUCCCGGAAUGCGAUGCCCCGUUAUUAUGAGUCCCCUCAGGCUGGAAUGGAGCGUAGAGCAAUUGCUUCUGUGGAGGCACAGUUAGGGGAGCCGUUGAGGGAAGAUGGACCCAUUCUAGGAGUAGAGUUUGACCCAUUGCCACCAGAUGCAUUUGGGGCACCCAUAGCAGUUACAGAACAGCGGAAGCGACCUAGUCUUGCCUAUGACAGUAAAAUAUAUGAUAGGCAUGAUAUGAGAGCAAAUAAGGCUUUGGCAAGGACAUUCCAUGAAUAUCAAUUUCUACCAAACCAGUCUGGCAUUAGGACUGAUGCUUUUGGACAGUUCAGCCAACCUCAUUUACAUGAUCCAAUGGAGGGUCCUGCCAGAAACCCUCCUUUUGUUCUUGGAAAUGAACAGCCACCUAGAAUUCAUGCUACCAAAGGUCAUUCUUCUCGUUCACAACAAGACAAGCAAGGGAUUCCCUAUCAGUCUCCUCCUGGAGAUAAAGAUGAUGCCCCCCAAACGGAAUUAUACACAAACAUAGCUAAUAUCGGAAUGAACUCUCACUUUACUGAUCACCAAAUUGUUGGGCCAGAAAGUCCCUCUGCUUUACCUAGUGGACAAGUUUUGCCUAACAAUAUGCGGAUCGAGAAGAAACGAAAGAGUGAUGAUGCCAGAAUUACAAGGGAAGUUGAAGCCCAUGAGAUGAAGAUCCGAAAAGAGCAUGAGAAACAAGAUAACCUUAGACGAAAGAGUGAAGAGCGAAUGAAGAAAGAGAUGGAGAGACAAGAUCGUGAAAGGAGGAAGGAAGAAGAGAGGUUGAUGCGUGAGAGACAACGUGAAGAGGAAAGAACAAAACGUGAGCAAAAACGUGAAAUUGAACGAAGGGAAAAGCAUUUGCUGAAGGAAAAUUUAAGAGCUGAGAAAUUGAGGCAAAAAGAAGAGCUUCGCAAAGAAAAAGAGGCAGAGAGAAGGAAAGCUGCCCUUGAGAAGGCAACUGCCCGUAGAAUGGCUAAGGAAUCUAUGGAACUUAUUGAGGAUGAACAGCUGGAAUUGAUGGAGUUGGCUGCCUCAAGCAAGGGGUUUUCCUCUAUUAUACGUCUUGAUUUUGAUACUUUGCAAAACCUUGAAUCAUAUAAGGAUUCAUUGUGUCUUUUCCCACCCAAGAGUGUAAAGCUAAGAAAACUAUUUGCUAUACAACCCUGGAUCAACUCUGAAGAGAAUGUUGGUAACCUGCUCAUGGUUUGGAGAUUUUUGAUUACUUUUGCUGAUGUUCUGGAGUUAUGUUCUUUUACUCUCGAUGAGUUUAUGCAAGCAAUUCACGACCAUGAUUCAAGACUGUUGGGUGAGAUACAUGUUGCUCUUCUUAAAGUGAUAAUAAAAGACAUUGAGGAUGUUGCAAGGACACCUUCUACAGGAUUAGGAAUGAAUCAGAAUGGUGCUGUUAAUUCUGGAGGUGGCCAUCCAGAGAUUGUGGAAGGGGCAUAUGCAUGGGGGUUUGACAAACGAAAUUGGCGUAAGCACUUAAAUCAGUUGACAUGGCCGGAAAUUCUCCGACAGCUAGCAUUAUCUGCAGGAUAUGGACCACAGUUGAAGAAAAGAAAUAUUACACGGUCCUAUGAAAAAGAAAAAGACGAGGGCAGAAGUUGCGAAGAUAUCAUUUCUACACUUCGUAAUGGUUCAGCAGCCGAAAAUGCAGUUGCAAAAAUGCAGGAGAAAGGGCUAUUAGCACCUCGAAGAUCUAGGCAUAGGUUAACUCCUGGAACAAUUAAGUUUGCAGCAUUUCAUGUUCUCUCGCUUGAGGGUAGCAGGGGAUUGACAGUACCAGAGCUCGCAGAAAAAAUUCAGAAAUCUGGUCUUCGGGACCUGACAACCAGCAAGACACCUGAUGCAUCCAUUUCUGUUGUUUUGACAAGAGAUGCCAAGCUUUUUGAAAGAAUAGCUCCAUCAACGUAUCGUGUUCUUUCUGCAUUUAGAAAGGAUCCUGCUGAUGCUGAGUCCAUUCUGUCUGAAGCAAGAAAGAAAAUUCAGAUAUUUGAAAAUGGGCUUCAAGCUGGGGAAGAUGCUGAUGAUGUUGAAAGAGAAGCAGAGUCUGAAAGUGUUGAAGUUGAUGAGGAUCCUGAAGUUGAUGAUUUGGUAAAUCCUUCAAUUGCUAAAAAAACAUCUGAACUGUGUGGUGAUUUAUCAUCAAAUGGAAAAGAAAAUUUGGUUAAUGAUGUAGAACUUCAAGAUGAGUUUGAUAAGGACAUGCCUUGUUUUCCUGAGAAUGGUUCAAAGAAUACUGAUUGUCCAAGUACUGCCACUGGACAACCUGUUGCUUGUGAAGAUCUUAGUGCUGGAAAUCUUGGUGAAGAUAAUACGGAAAUUGAUGAAAGCAAGUCUGGACAAUCAUGGGUUCAAGGGCUUGCACAAGGAGAAUAUUCUGAUCUCAGUGUAGAGGAGCGUCUAAAUGCUCUUGUUGUUUUGGUUGGUGUGGCAAACGAAGGAAAUUCAAUCCGUGUUGUUCUUAAGGAUCGUUUGGAAGCAUCAAAUGCACUGAAGAAGCAAAUGUGGGCAGAAGCACAGACAGACAAAGUUUGUCUGAAAGAUGAUAUUUUUAAUAAAUUAGAUUUUGCAUCUAUGGGUGGCAAUAAAGUUGAAACACAAGACACAUGUCCUAUUGUGGAGGGCCACCAAAGUCCACUGCUUGACAUUAAUAUUGACGCUAAUAAUAAUGAGGCAUCACCCAGCACUGCAGAAAAUCAAAAAGCAGCUCCUGUUGCACAGAGCCUGUCUAUUGAAACGCCCUCUUCAGUUCAAGAUCUCUGUACAGGUCCAGAUGACCCUCAGGCUCAGCUAUCUGCACAAUAUUCAAAAAGGUCACGAUCCGAGUUGAAAUCUUAUAUUUCCCACAUAGCGGAGGAGAUGUAUGUCUACAGAUCCUUACCCCUUGGCCAAGAUCGCCGACGUAAUCGAUAUUGGCAAUUUGUUGCAACUGCUUCUUGCAAUGAUGGCAGGAUCUUUGUUGAAUAUCAUGAUGGAAAUUGGAGGCUUAUUGAUUCUGAAGAGCUCGAAGGGCCUACACUGUUGAAGCACGGGUUCAAUGAUGCAAUUGCUAAAGUAGGUAUGGUCAAGUUCAUCACAGAUCUCUUCUGGGUUGGGAUGUUUUACCACCUGUACAACCAGGUGGCGACUAACACACUGGAGAGAGUGGCUCCUCUCACUCAUGCAGUUGGCAACGUACUGAAACGUGUAUUUGUGAUUGUAUUUUCAAUUUUAGUCUUCGGUAACAAGAUUUCCACCCAAACUGGUAUUGGAACAGCCAUUGCUAUUGCAGGAGUGGCAAUCUACUCGCUCAUCAAAGCCAGGAUGGAGGAAGAGAAGCGAGAGAGUCUUGUUUCAAUUGUUUUUUUACCACAACUGCAUAUUAAAUUGGUUGAAACUUUAAAAGUUAAUUUGCUUUGGCAAGUCACAAAUAAACCACUUUUGGGCAUAUAUGUUUUUAAACGGUGUACUUUUGAAUGGAUUUUACCUUGGUCUUCAAAAUGCAUUAGGCAAUAUAGCAAUACACAAAUAAAAUUGACAAAUUUUUCUUUUUGUUCUCUUGACAGCAAGCGAAAGCAGCAUAAGAAGAAAGAGGCGUCAACUUGGAGGAUGUCUUGAACUGACUUGAAAUUCUGGCAUUUCCAUGCAAUUAGUUUGGGGCACAGGAGCCAGGAACCAAUGAAGAGAUAGCCAGGAACCAAUCAGUUUGGGGCACAGUAUGGUUCAAAGCUGAGUUUCCCAUUUUCGACAA
Molecule: messenger RNA, 4637 nt
Organism: Gastrolobium bilobum
Lineage: Eukaryota; Viridiplantae; Streptophyta; Magnoliopsida; Fabales; Fabaceae
Product: homeobox-DDT domain protein RLT1-like
Exons: 18
Coding region: 446-4504 (1352 amino acids)
Biological process (GO): regulation of transcription by RNA polymerase II
Molecular function (GO): DNA binding
Source: RefSeq, a predicted model, not a curated record